Messenger RNA from Callorhinus ursinus (northern fur seal), 948 nucleotides. It is a transcript of the gene OR10A4, whose product is annotated as olfactory receptor family 10 subfamily A member 4. Gene Ontology annotation, molecular function: olfactory receptor activity; G protein-coupled receptor activity. Gene Ontology annotation, cellular component: membrane. The record is from RefSeq and is a predicted model, not a curated record. Gene Ontology annotation, biological process: G protein-coupled receptor signaling pathway. Lineage: Eukaryota; Metazoa; Chordata; Mammalia; Carnivora; Otariidae.
AUGACGUGGGAAAACUGGACAAUUGUCAGUGAGUUCAUUCUUGUGAGCUUUUCAACCUUGUCCUCUGAGCUACAAGCUCUACUGUUUCUCCUUUUUUUGACUAUUUACCUGGUUACCCUAAUGGGCAAUGUUCUCAUCAUCCUGGUCACUACAGCUGACUCUUCUCUACAAAAUCCUAUGUACUUCUUCCUCAGGAACUUGUCCUUCUUGGAGAUAGGCUUCAACUUGGUCAUUGUGCCCAAGAUGCUGGGGACUCUGAUAAUCCAAGACACAACCAUCUCCUUCUUUGGCUAUGCCACUCAGAUGUAUUUCUUCUUCUUAUUUGGGGCUGCUGAGUGCUGCCUCCUGGCCACAAUGGCAUAUGACCGCUAUGUGGCCAUCUGUGAUCCUUUGCAGUACCCAGUCAUUAUGAGCCACAGGGCCUGUGCCCAGCUAGCAGCUGCCUGCUGGUUCUCAGCGUUUCCAGUGGCUGUCGUGCAAACCACAUGGAUUUUCAGCUUCCCUUUUUGUGGCCCCAACAGAGUGAACCACUUUUUCUGUGACAGCCCCCCUGUCAUUGCCCUGGUGUGUGCUGAUACCUCACUGUUUGAACUGAAGGCUCUGACAGCCACUGUCUUAUUCAUUCUCUUCCCUUUCUUGCUGAUCCUGGGGUCUUAUGUCUGGAUCCUCUCCACUAUAUUCAGGAUGCCUUCAGCUGAGGGGAAACACAAGGCCUUCUCCACCUCCUCCUCCCACCUCCUGGUUGUCUCCCUCUUCUAUAGCACUGCCAUCCUCACAUACUUCCGACCCCGAUCCAGCACCUCUCUUGAGAGCAAGAAACUGCUAUCUCUCUCCUACACAGUGGCGACUCCCAUGUUGAACCCUAUCACCUAUAGCUUAAGGAAUAGUGAAGUGAAGGCUGCACUGAGGCGAGUCAUCCACAGGACCCUGGGCCCUCAGAGACUAUGA